UUAGGUAGUUUCUCAAGAUUUUAGUUCUUUUUUACGAUAUCCUGUUAUGGAGAAAAAUGUGCUCUCAUCCUUAAAGAAUUCAUUAGGCUGUGCUGUGAUAUGGGUCGCUACCGGUAAUGCGAAGCUACAGUGUUAUACAAUCGUGAUCAUUAUUAGCUGCUUCAUUGACACUGUUCCAGCAGUUAAACCUAUAGAUCAGUUAUAACAUCGAAUGAUGACAAUAAAAUCGUUUUAACGAUUUAAGAGACUGCUUAUGUCCGAUCCUUUUGUUUCUCCCGCUCAUAUGACCUGUUUGAGAAAGAGAACAUUCCAUGUGUACCUUUCUUGCAUCAUGAGUUUUUCUCGUCGUUCCUGGAAGUGGCGAACAAAUAAGAGUGACAGAGAUAACGAGAUAGAGAGGCGAUAAGAAGAAUAUAAAUCACACCCUCUCCUCUCAUCUUCAGGAUAGUUUAUUAAAAUCUCAUAUAUGAGACCCCUCGGGUCGUAGUUAUAAAUCGAGACUAAAUCGAGUAAGAAAAUAGCGGAACUCAAGGCAAAUUGUUUUGUUUCCAAGUUAUAAAUCGGUGUACAGACACCGUGGACACUAUAUUUUAUUACCCCAGGACACCUUUGCCUCCUCUUUAUAAUUGUGGAUCCAAGAGUAAAACAACAUCUGCGUGGGGCAGACAUCACUUUAUAACAGGAGACAAGACCCUUUUUACAUAUCUUCAUGUUGUCCCAGGGCAACGACUUACCUUAGCUUCAUAACUGCUGCACCUGGUAAAUUAAAUUGUUCGAUAUCAGUGAGAUGAGUGUAUUGAUCUGAUGAGCUACUGCUUCCUAUCUUAAUAGUAUUUGCCACUAAUAAUGUGUUUAUACAGAGUUUAAUCAGGAAAUACUUUUAUCAAACGACUGAGUAGCCAGGCUGUAGUGUCAUCAAUCCUCUCACAGUAAUCACCAGCUGUUAUUUUUAUUUAGUUUUGAAGGCGUAACGCCUCCCUGAUUUUUUAUUUUUAUUACUGCUGCUGCUGCUGCUGUUGUUGUUGUUGUUGUUGUGUUGUUGUUGCUGCUGCUUUUAAUAUAAGACAAUGAUAGCAAAAGCUGUGAUACAUUUGCCCCACUACUCGAGCAUUUCUGUCAACUCUAAUGCAUGAAUUCCUCCGUCCAAUGAUUUUAACAGUUGACAGUCUACUUGACUUUAAAUGUCAAACCAAGAAGCUCCCAAGUCACUUAAUACAAUAUGUUUUCAUUAUUAAGUUGAGGAACGCGUUGAAUGUCUGUGAGAAUGUCAUGGAUCUAGUCAGAGUGCUAGGACUGGGCGCGUGUGUAGAUGAAAGCGUGCGAAUGAUGGACGUUCUCUAAAUAGAACGUGACUAAUGACGUCUAGUGACGUCAAAAAAAAAUAGUGAGGUAAGAGGGAGAGACGUUAGAGGGGAUAUGGAAGCAGAAGGACGUUAGAGGGCAUUUAGAAGAAGAAGGACGCUGGAGAAUAGAGAGAAGAAGAGGACGUUAGAGAGUAGAUAGAAGAGGAAGAACGUUAGCGAGUGGAAGAAGAAGAAAGUUAGAGAGCGGAAAGGGAGAGGUGAACGCAUUUGCCAAGACAAUGCGAUUUGCUAAUCAGAGAUCGAAUAUACUAAUGUGAAAGGAGAAACGACUGCCAAGACAGUGAGUUUAUAGCGUGUGAGGUGUUCGUUGUACUUUGUAGAAGUGGAGAUUGAAGGAAAAACUGUGGUGUUAGAGACCGUUUUGCUUUUAUAGUUAGGAUCUAUUUUGUUGGUUGGUAAUUUUGAUCAGUAAACAGACACGACUCGUACAGGCGAAUCAUUCUUUAAUUGGAACGAAAGCACGCGCAAUUGUCCGACCCGCUGGUGAGUUGGAGAGAGCGAAAAACGAGGGGCACCGGCGGCGUCGUGACAAUUGUCAAAAGAUGUUUACGUUUUCAUUGCAUUAUUCAUACAAUAUUUUUUACAUUUUGUGUCUCCUCUUGAAUGAGUAGUUUACCUGUCACGAUGAUAUGAUCAUGUUUUGUGUUCAGAUGUGGCUGCGACUCACCUUUUAUUUUUAUUCAUUUAUCAGUUUUGUUUUUGGUUGUUGUUUGUUUUUGUUUUGGGUUUUUUUUUUGUUUUGUUUUUUGCUUCUUGUUUUUUUUAUUGUUCUGAAAUAAAACAUGCACAGUUCACGAACAUACAAUCAGUUCUCUUGAGAUUUGACAAAGACUGUGACAGAGAGUUUCAUCACGUGACCAGAUACAAUGGUGACGGAAUCGCUGUGCUACAGUGGAGAGGUACUUCUCUAAGUGUACACGUGUUUUAAGUUUAUCGCCUGCAUAUCAACCCUCCCCCUCCUUGCCCCGCACUCGCACCCGGAAUGGUCCGGCUCCACACUCACUGAGCAUGCGCACAACGUGGCGGGGGAGGGAGGAACAAGUAGAUCAUGUUUACGCGUCGCCUUGGAGAUGUGCAACAACGCGUCACCGAUCGAGAUAAGGACAAGUCCUCGUGCCGGCAGUGUUAGCUUGUCAUGUGGUGGCUGGAAAACGUGCGAGUGGUAAACAGCUUUAAUGGGGGGUUUUAGGGGGUAGAAAGAAGAUACAGUGAUCGUACACAGACUGGCUUAACAUGAUGGUCAAACCAUUUUUUUUUUCUAACUUUCGUGUAGUAGAUAUAGAAAAGUCAACAGACCGACAUGCAUGCUGUGAGAAUAGGUAACCUCGAUCACACCUAGCCGUGCAAGGUUUCUGCCUUCUCUAGAGGUCUCUUACAUAUCCACUGGGUGAUAUUGAUAGCCAGGAUCGUCUGUCUGCGUGGUACUACAGUUUUAAGACGGCUCCAACCUCCUGUAAAUGGACCAGCUGAUAUCCAGGGCGAAUUUCAUCCACACUGACAACAACGAUGUCCACCACAAGUUCCAGGACGAGCUCGAGGCGUGGAUGAGAGAAAAUUGCAAGAAGAUGACGUUGUCUGACGCUUUGGCAGCGCUGAAAGCACUCGAGAGAAAAUCUGCCACCCGGAUUUCCCGACAGAGAACACAUCGGGAUAUUACAUGGGGAACUCCACCCUGAGGUUCCUGAAAGAAGCAAUCGGCAGAGGUCUGAUAGAGUCUGGCAAAGCCAAGCCCGAGGACUUCCACGUUCCUUUCCUAGAAUUUGUGCUGCAGAUGAUUGACGUAGGACCCACGUCCAGCCACGUGGAGUACAUCUCCAACCUCAACGACUCGAGUGUCGAGUUCUACAAGUAUCUUAGCAGCCUGCGUGGUGAGGGCCUGAGAAGAGUGAUCAGAGCAUUGAUGAAGCAGUACAAACAGGAUCCUGGCUCAGUUUGGGGCAGGUACGAACAUAAUCUCGAGCGCUUCAUACGGAUAUUCACCGACAGAGUCUUCUGCGAUGAGCAGCGCGAGGAGGGUCAUCGCGACUUCAUCGACUUGUACAUGUACUUCAUCACCGCCUUCAACACCAGAGAGGAGAACAUCAGGAAGAAGAUGCAAAGCUGCGCUCAUUGCAUCGAACAUAAGUACGACAGAAAUAACAACAUCUUUAAGGGUAUCAGAGAUGUCGGACUACUAAAGCGCCACCUUGCGGCUAUGAGGGAGGUCAUGCUUGCCCCAGAAUACCCGCAAGCCCCAGAUGUAGGAGAGAAGUCCAAAGACAUGGUGUGCCGCCUCCUGCAGACCGUAAGUGACGAGUUGUUGAUCGGCGAAAUGUAUGAGGAGAUUAUGGACUUCGCACUUCAGCUCACGAUAAAGAAAAGCGGCUCCAAAGCUGCCAAAGAUGUUUUUGAGAGAAUUGGAUAUUUCUUUUAUCAUCUCAAGAAAGAGUGCAUUGAGAAUAACAACAGGCUGUUCGAGGGACUUGUGGUCAAGCUGACACAACUGGUGAGCAACAUUGGGGAUGAAACCUUCCUGGACAUCUUCUUUGCCGGCCCCAUCGUUGCCCACGUCCUGUGCGCAGCCAUGGGCACGUCACGUGACCAUGCCGUUCUAUGGAUAGAGAUGAUCAAGGCACUUCUGAAGCAUCCAAGAGAAAACUGCCUGAACGCAGCCUGGGAUGCCAUACGCAAUACAGAAAAGGUCCUCAAGUGGAAGGAACAUCCGGGACAGGUGAAGGAAAUCUUUGCCAUUUUGAUCAAGGUAACAGACUUGAUGCAGGAUGAGGACAAGAAAAAGGCGUUCAGUCACCUCAAAUACUUCACAGAUCGCUUUCUAACUGGAGUCAACAAGGCAAAGCUUCAGAAAGAUAUCAAAGAAGACAUGGUCUUCUUGAUCUUCCACUGCAUCGAACUGCACAAUGAGACGUUGUACGAACUAGCUUAUGAAGUAGUAUCCAAACUGGAGCUCAGUGGAAAGACGGACAAGGACCUGAUUAUGAAGAUAAUCCAUUUCCUUGACAGAGUCUUGGCAGAUGAGAGUUACGGUUGGAUUAAAGAAAGUACACCAUACACAUUGCCCAACACAGCCCAGAGAUUGAUACAGGGUAUCAGCACCGUCAAGGACGGGAAGACGUUUACGUUGGAGGAGCUGGAGGACAUGGUCAGCUUGUGUCUGCGGUGCCAGCAGGGAGCAUUCGUGCGUGACGACGACAGCCUGACAGCAUACUUCUUCAUCUACCUCGCCAUCGCUGGUCAGCUGUACCAGUGGCUGGACUCUAUGAACGAAAUACACCGCGUCAAGCGGCUGCUACCCGGGGUGAUUGACAUGCUGGAGUCGGACAAUGACACGGUCAGAAAUACAGGAUCAUUCCAGGUCCAGACGAUCACUCGCUCGGGCUCUGUCGGUGAACAAUACAUGGUCCGAUUGAUCCAAAUUUACCUGGAGACAGAGUUGGACGGCAUUCUUUGGGCCAUCAGUUAUAUCUACGAAAAAAAUCCUGGCGCGCUGGCGCCGUACUUCCAGGACUUGUUCCAGCACAUAGACAGUGGCAAUGUCUCUGCCAAGUCCUCCAUAAGGAUGCUGCUUCAGAAGGUGGCCAAAUAUCAGCCAGAUUUGUUCACACAGGAAAACAUGGAGACCAUGAUGAAAGAGGCUCGUGAAGACAGCACGCAGCAGGUCCUCAUCCUGAUGGCUAUGGAGGAGAUAACCAAGCGAAGGCCGGAGAAAUUAACUCCCUUCAUCGAGCAGCUGACGACGCCAGACCUCUGGAACUCCAACUGUGCCUACACCAUCAGCAGCAUGCUACAACAUUACGCCGUGAAACACGAGGGGGAAGGUUCUUCAAAGGUCAUGGACUACAUGAUAAAAGUGGUUCAAACCUCAUCGGACAAAGUUGCAGUUGGGACAGCAUUGAACUCCAUACGACUGAUCGGCUUCAAACACCGACCUCUCUUGGAGAAGUACCGUGGUGUGAUUGAGAAGUUUCGCGACACCACGAAAGACAACGACCACCACAGCGGCUGCAGCUUAAUCAUCGACCUGCUGGAUGGGAAAAGUCUCGAUAAAGUCGCAGCAGAAGUAAAGGCCCUUCAGGAGGAUGUAGUAGACCUGGAGGUUCGCGUCAUCACCGUAGAAACCGACGUUGUAGAGGUCAAGGGUUCUGUACGUCGUCAAGAAAAAGACCUUGAUAAAGUCAAGGACGAGGUUGCGGAGCAUGGUCAGCGCCUGGACCAGGUGGAGGACACUGUGGAGGAGACUGUUGCCAAAGUGGAGGAGAUCGAUGGAAAGACAUUGAGUCAUGCACCAUUCUGGUCACGUGACGUCUCCAAGCUGUUGAACCCUGACACCAAACAUGACUGGCGCCUGCUCGGCCGUCGUCUGGGCUACAACAACGACGACAUGAGGGGGUGGGCGCAGCAGGCGGACCCCUGUAUGGCGAUGCUCAACGAGUGGUACGCCACGCACAAAACAAGGGACGCAACCUUCGCCGUGCUUACCGCCCUUCAAGAUAUGAGUCGGGAGGAUGCUGCUGCUAUUGUGGAGAAUGCCAUGAAGAAUGCAGAGGCUGUGGUGGAGGACGAGGAGUUCGAGUACGCCACUCCGCCUGACGUCUUCAUCAGCUACCAGUGGGGUCACCAGAACGAGGUGCGGUUGCUAAGGCAACAUCUAGAAAUGGCUGGCUACAGCUGCUGGAUGGAUGUAGGGCAGAUGGGAGGCGGAGACAAACUCUUUGAGAAGAUAGACUCUGGAAUUAGGGGAGCGAAGGUGGUCAUCUGCUGCGUCAACGAAAAAUAUUCAAAGUCUCCUAACUGCAAUAGAGAGGUGAACCUGACAGUCAGCCUCGGCAAGCCCAUCAUCCCUCUCUUGAUGGAGCAAACAACAUGGCCGCCCCCAGGCUCCAUGGGCCCCAUCUUCAGCGAGUAUCUCUUCAUUCGUUUUUUUCAAAGAUCAGGCGAGGAGACAACGGACUCCAGAUACUGGCCUCUGUCCAAAUUUCAAGAACUUCUCAUGCAACUCUCUAUGAAUGCAGUGAUGCCAGACGAAGCUGCUGUUCAGCCAGAAUAUAAAAACUGGUGGGUCCCCAAAACGGAAGAUAUAAAGGUGGACAAAAACAGAAAGAAUGGUAAUUCUAAGACAUCUGCCAUCGUUACUAAUCAAAGUUUCGACAAGGUAACAGUUUCGCCCGAUGUAUUCAUCUCCUACCAGUGGGGGAGACAACCUCAAGUGGUGCGUCUGUACAAGGCUCUGACGUCACAGGGCUUCACGUGCUGGCUGGACAUCAUGCAGAUGGGCGGAGGAGACUCGCUGUUUGACAAGAUUGACAAGGGGGUGCGCGGGUGUCGUGUGGUCGUCUCGUGCGUCACCCCGAAAUAUGCUUUGUCAGCAAACUGUCGCCGAGAGGUGAGCCUGGCAGACGCUUUGAAGAAGCCGCUGGUGCCACUGUUGCUGGAGACAACAUCCUGGCCACCCCCUGGCCCAAUGGGUCCAGUCCUCACGCAGCUUCUUUAUAUCGACUACACCGACCCCACCCUGCAGGAGAAGUGGACUGGACCAAAGUUCCAGGAGCUGGUAGCCAAGAUCAGGGAAAAUGUUCCCACACAUGACUCCAGCGCAAACUCACUUUCUCAAGGACAACUCCACACCAAGAGUGACGCCCCGCAGCCAGCAGACGAGUCGAGGGGAAAGCCAGCGUCCCUGCCAACAGCAAACCCUGAGGUUCAUGACCCUCCGCACCAGCAGCUCCAGGGUUGCGACCCUCAACCAGUGGAGAGAUCUCUGCAGGACAGGCCACCGCCUCCACAUUCUCCAGACGCUAAGGAAGCGCCACAAGUGGCCAGCAGUUCUUGUUGUCUAAUCCAGUAAAAUAUAAUUAGGUAUAGUUUUUUUAAGAUUUCAGUUCUUUUUAGCGAUCUCCUCUUAGGGAAACUAUUUAUUUCCAUGUGUCAGUGCUGUGAUAUUGCUCGCUGUGGACAAGGCGAAGCUACAGUAUUCUACAAUCAUCAACAUUCUGAGCUUUUAUUUAUAUGUCAUCUCCGGCAGUGAAGCCUUCAGUUCGCAUGUACCACUGAAGGAUCACAUGAUAACAUGAAACCUUUUUCAAAGACCAUGCUUAUAACUGGACCUGAUGACGUCACGUGAAAACGACCCUUUGUCAUCGGCGCCAUUGUCUUGGACCGGCAGCGAGAAAGUACCGGAUGUACAUCUCUCGACUGCCUGAAACAAAUCUUCUGCAUUAACUUCUAGAACGAGACCAAAGUACGAAUUAGUUAACCGGUUUAACUAUCAACAUCAAGAAGAAAAGCAGACGAUCCGAGCUCUUGUGUUGAUGAUAAAUACGCUCAAAUUGUACAGUGUGUUGUAUUUUCAGUUUAUUUGUUUUAAGUCGAGAAAAUUGUACGUCGAGGACUUUUGCAAAAAAGAAAAAUAAUAAAUAAAUAAAGAGAGAAAAAAAUGUAACUAAGCAACACAUUUUUCCAAGUCUACUUGUUGAGAAUUUUAUCGCGGUUUCAGUAUUAGCAUGCUAAAUGGUUCACCGAAAGCUGACAGCCUGUCGCAUAACGCCCUCACAGGCACACUCGCAGACUCUCGAGCAACGAAGCCAAUCACCCCUGAGUGAACAGAUAAACACGCACAUGUAGGGACAAUACAAAACAUAUAAGUUUAUUAGCAGUCAAAAGGUGCGACCCAUCAACUCAAACGGAAAACAAAAAAGAAAGGGAAAAAAGCUAAUAAAUCGGAUAAUAAGAACAAAACAAAAAAAAACAAACAAAAUAAACCCUAAAGAGCAGUUUUAUGGGUUCCCUGAAUAAGAGCCAAUUCCAGCAGCUUGAUAACCCCUAUAGACAUCAGGAAUGGCUAUAUAUUGUAGGUUACCUGUUGUAAUAAAACUAUACUUUAAAAGGCUGUAAAAUCCUCCGUCGGCUCCUCCACCAGUUACGGUCCGAUGUGACGAUGACCCUGAGAUAUGUCCGUUAGGGGUUAACACAAAGAUAUCGCGUGUGUUCGUCACCAAUACAUCGGUAGGUCAUAGAGGUCAGCGAAGUUUAAUCGAGCCUAACUACACAUGACAGGGAAACAUCGCAGGGUCACGUGACACACGCACGCGACCCACUGCCUGCCACGUCCUUAAUAGGGAAAGCUUCAGCAUCUCGUUAUAUGUCCGCAUUAUUGAAGGAGAUCGCCUUUCGAUAGCGAUGUAUGUGUGAUUCUGUCUGAAUUGACACCCACAUUAGCAUUUAUGAAUAACACAUUAUAAGUAGCUUUACAAAUAUUAGAUAAAUCGAUGGUACUCGAUGACCCUCUU
This is a messenger RNA of Pomacea canaliculata, 8647 nucleotides long. RefSeq lists its product as uncharacterized. The record is from RefSeq and is a predicted model, not a curated record. Lineage: Eukaryota; Metazoa; Mollusca; Gastropoda; Architaenioglossa; Ampullariidae. Gene Ontology annotation, molecular function: protein binding. The transcript has 24 exons. Gene Ontology annotation, biological process: signal transduction. Bases 3022 to 7206 code for a protein of 1394 amino acids.